Acyrthosiphon pisum (pea aphid) is the source of this 2834-nucleotide messenger RNA. It is a transcript of the gene APC4, whose product is annotated as anaphase-promoting complex subunit 4. Bases 263 to 2479 code for a protein of 738 amino acids. The record is from RefSeq and is a predicted model, not a curated record. Gene Ontology annotation, cellular component: anaphase-promoting complex; nuclear periphery. Lineage: Eukaryota; Metazoa; Arthropoda; Insecta; Hemiptera; Aphididae. Gene Ontology annotation, biological process: protein K11-linked ubiquitination; anaphase-promoting complex-dependent catabolic process. Gene Ontology annotation, molecular function: protein binding. The transcript has 4 exons.
UUAAAUCGUGAUUAUCACUUAGAAGUGAUAAAACUGAUAACGAGUAACGACAGUCGUUUUGAUUGAAUAAUGAAUAUUUCAAAAUUCAUAUUUGAAUCGGUCUGUCACUCCAAGCCUCCUUCACUGGUUAAUCCAUGAUAGGUAUAACAAAUUAUUGUUAUAUAUUACCCAUAUCAUAGUGUAACAUACAACACAGAUCAUGUCGAAUCGCAGAAAAUAGUACAAUCUGUUGAAGUUGGAAGUGGGUUUUUACUUCGUCAAUAUGACUACCAUGUACGGAAACGGUAUGAAACAAUUAGAAGAGCGGCAUGUGCCCACUAAGGUCUUGAAAAUGGAAUGGUCGAACAAAAUGGAUCUGUUAGCCAUAGCCAAGGAACAUGGCGAGGUGUCUUUGCAUCGUCUUACAUGGCAACGAGUCUGGUCCUUAGCCGCCCCAAAAGAUAAGACAUUGGUGACUGCAAUGGCUUGGAGACCCGAUGGAAAACAGCUGGCUGUUGCGUAUGAUUCAUGUGAUUUAUUGUUAGUGGAUGUGGAAAAUAAAGACAUCGCCUUCAGCAAAACUACUGAGAGUAAAGUUACUUCUUUGGUGUGGGUACAGCAAGAAAAACCUCAGAAGAAAGACACCAUAGAUUCUGUACUGAUUAAGAUGAAUGGUCUUGAUUAUCUCCCAAAACUCCAAAGCUUGGUCCUUCGCGAUACACCUGAAGAGGAGAACAAGAUACCAAAAGUUCAAGACACAUUGAAUUUAUUGUUAGUUGGCAUGGCCAAUUGUGAAGUACAAAUAUUAGCAUUAGGUAUAUUCUUGUGCGGAUCCAUUAAAUUAGCCGAGGUGUUUAAAAAAGAAGGCACAGUGUUAAACAUACACAUGCCAGUAGAUUUUAGUUAUUUAUAUGUGGCUAUUCAAUAUUACUAUGGUAGUAUAGAAAUAGUGACAAUUAAAUUACAAGAGUGCGACACAUGCUGGGAUGACGUUUAUGAUUUGGCAUUCAAACACGAUCAGUUGCUGUCGUCAUUAGAUUAUUUAGAUCAAACGAUGAAAAACAUACUGGAAACGUGGGAGCAUGUAUCGUUAAUGGAAAUGGAACUGAAACUGAGCUCUUAUUGUCCAGAAGACCCGGAAAUGGUGUCUGCUGAUCUAUUGGAACUGCUAAUCUAUGGUAUAUUAACGGAACGAAUGGACCAGUUCCUAAAAAGAGAUUUGACUGAUAAAGGCAUCAAAAAAAUCGGCCUGUCAAUCGAGUCAAGUCACACCAAUGUUCAGAAACUAGUGGUGAAACAACUGUCGGAGGUGACCAACCAGAUUCUGUUCCAGCUGGUGGAGAUAUCUGGAAUGUCGCUGAAAAAGUACGAAUGUCUGGGACUGACAGAACACAGCGUGAAGAAAGCUCUACGGUCGGUCAACGGGUUCCUGAUGAAGUGCAACGAGGUGCAAAUUGUCAUCGAAGAGUCGCUGACCCGGUACAAACUGUUCUUCAAGUGGCUAUACGGUAUGAUGAUCAAGCUGAACGAUGAAAACUCUGCCAACGACUCGUCGCUGUCGAACACGUCGCAACAGGAACUAAACAUGCUGGCCGAGUACAUAAACGGGAUGGGAGAGACCGGGGCCAAGGCCAAAGACUACAAACUGGACCGGGUGGGCCAAUACUUCCUGGACGGUGACCUGGAGUGCCCGUACGAUACGCGCAGCCAGUGGUGGUCACUGCUCCAGGAAAACCCGUGCCUGGAAGAGAACGAACUGAUCGUGGCAGCGUCUCGGACCCAUUCACUGACACAACAGUUCGCCGUGCUCAAGGCCGACCUGAUGGACAUAUUCGCGCAGCGCAAGACGUUCUUUGACAAGACGUUCGUCAUGUACGACAACGUUCCUCUGGAGGAGCCGUCGGGGCUGUCGCACGGUCACACUCGCGUGAACAUGGUGGACCUGCCCAAUCACAAGCUGCUGGUGUGCUGUGUUCGGGAACUCCACGCACACGACUUUGGGUUCUACGAGCUGAUGGCGUACAGCGACACACGAGAGGUGACGCAGCGCAGCACCACCGUGUUCUACUCGUGCGAUGGCAUCAAGCAGAACGUGCACGACGUGCAGUUCUAUUCGCCUGACUACGUGUCUGUGCUAACGGAGACGCUCGACCGGGCAUCCAACCGGUUCUCGCUGUUCGUGCAACUGUCUACCAGCUGCGUGCGCAGCCACUGUUCGACGGACGGACUGACAACGUGUCGGAUAGGGCAGCCGAGUGCUGGCAACAGCAGCAGUAGCGAAAGCUGUCACACGCUGAGCGAUUACACGUGCCGAGUGGUGGAAAACAUGGCAGCUUCGAGUUUCGCUGUCAGCGGCACCCGGAAAGUGGCUGUGCUGUUGUCGCAAAGCCGGCACAAGGUCCGGCUGUUUGAGAUGGAAGUGGAUGACGAAGAGGACGAGGAUGACGACAGUGCGAUGGACGUCACACGGGACUCCAACUUGGCGGACGAGACCGCGUGAGGCUCCCCCCUUCCCCCAACCCUUUACUCUCCAAUAAAACUCCCACCUGCCAUGGAGCAUUCCAACCCAUGUUCAAAUAUCGUGUUGUCGUAGUCGUUACUCGUUGUGAUGAUAUGAGGUCGUAUAAUAGUCAUAAAUAUUAUUUUACUAUCGUUAAUGAAUAAUGAUGAUGUGUAUAACGCUACCAGAGUUUAACAAACUCGUUUAUGUUUAAUGUAUUUAUAUUAUUAUGCUGGCGAGAUGUGCUUGCCGGAAUUACGCGAAUAAUAUUAUAUUAUAUUUUGUAUAUUUUUAUAUCCCUAUUAUAUCAUAUUUUGUAUAUUUUUAUAUCCCAAUUAUAUUAAAUUAAAAUUGA